Molecule: messenger RNA, 1032 nt
Organism: Bipolaris oryzae ATCC 44560
Lineage: Eukaryota; Fungi; Ascomycota; Dothideomycetes; Pleosporales; Pleosporaceae
Exons: 3
Coding region: 1-1032 (343 amino acids)
Source: RefSeq, a predicted model, not a curated record
AUGGCACCUAAGGAUUUACUGCGAAGUCGCCCACACGGUGUUCCUACAAUACUUAUCUUGAUCUUAGGCAGCCUGAUAUUUCGCUGGGCAACCUCAAAAGAUUUGAGCGAAUAUGAUCCGUUCAUGCCAAUCCUACAGGGAGAAAUAGUAGCAAGAGUAUCAGGGUUGAGAGAUGCAUAUGGGAUGGCCAACAACCACCUCGACUCUUCCUUGGACUUGGAGUACUGGCGGGAGAGAAUGAGAAGUACUAUAACCAUUGAUUCUGAUCUCGAAUCAGACUCUGGAGACUCCAUAGACACCGAAUUUCAACAAGCCUUACGCGAAAGUCGAGAUGACUACUUCACCCAAAGCAAACACUUCAUCCACAUCCCCAUCGGCCCCACCCCCCAACAACUCCGCAUCCUCCCCCAGCACUCCCUCUGGAACAGACCCUACUUCCGCGACCCCCGCCGCGGCCUCAACCAUUUUGACUAUAUCGACAACACCUGGGUCCUGCGGCACCCCGCCCUGCCCCUCGUCAACCCCGCAGACUUUGACUUUGCGGCUGAGUACCUCGAAAGCGGCGGGUUUGGGAUCCGACUUCCACUCGAUCCGGGUAAUAGUAGUAGUGAGGAUCAUAGUACGGUGCUGACACAGUGUUAUGCGGCGUGGAGCGUGGCGGAUCGACUUGAUAUGCAUGAUCUUAUGGAGCAUGUGGUUGAUAAGCUGGAGAGUAUCACGCCGGAUAGGGAUGAGAUGAUGGUUUUUGCGUGUAGGAUAUUUGGGAAGAAGCGGGAUGGGGAUUUACCUGGGCAUUAUCGGAUCAAGGAGUUUUUGGCCAAGUUUAUUGCGGAGAAUUGGUGGGGGUAUGUGAGGGAGGGUGGGGAGUGGUUUGUGGAGAGGUUGGAGAGGUUGCCGGAGUUGGAGAGGGAUGUUUGUGAGAAGAGGUUGGAGGUGUUGAAUGAGCGGUUGGAUAGGGAGGACGAGAAAGAAGAAGAAGAAGAAGAAGAAGAAGAAGAAGAAGACGGUGGAGACGGUAUGGAGGUUGAUUGA